Messenger RNA from Dacryopinax primogenitus, 567 nucleotides. RefSeq lists its product as uncharacterized. The record is from RefSeq and is a predicted model, not a curated record. The transcript has a single exon. Lineage: Eukaryota; Fungi; Basidiomycota; Dacrymycetes; Dacrymycetales; Dacrymycetaceae. Bases 1 to 567 code for a protein of 188 amino acids.
AUGGCUGACAUCAUCAACAUCAUCUCUUCUGUGCUCAGAUCCUCCUCCCCCCUCAGUGCCCUGGAGAAGACAUUGGACUGCUGGGAGAAGGGUGAGCAUCUCUUUUCUGCCUGCAAGGCCUCCAGCAACUCCCUUGGCUCCUCUGACACCUCCUUUGCUCAUGAGGGCCAUGCUCAUGAGGGCCAUGCUCAUGAGGGCCAUGCACAUGCCUCCCCCACCCUCAAUAGGAAGGGCAAGAAGCCUGAGAGCGCCCCUGUGCCCCCCUCUUGUGCGGAGGGGGCAUAUACAAAGUUUGGAGGCCUGACCCCUGUUGAAGUGGGGUUGGGUGAACUCCUCUUCAAGCACCUUUGUCAGCUCAGCUGGCCUGUCGAUGAGAUGGGUGGUCACAAGCUCUGGCAGAUGUUUAUUGGGGAGAACAUUGAGGACAAUGAGGAGGAGGGGGCAGAGGAGGGCAAGGGUGUGGGUGAGGAGGAGGAAGAGGGGGAAGAGGAGGAAACAGUUGCAGAUGGGGUGUUAGGACAACACAGGCUGACUAAGUCUGCUCACCUAAGAGUGCCAAGAGUCUAA